Molecule: messenger RNA, 966 nt
Organism: Moneuplotes crassus
Lineage: Eukaryota; Ciliophora; Spirotrichea; Euplotida; Euplotidae
Source: the annotation of a GenBank genome assembly
AAAUAACACUAACAUGAUCUCUAAAAAAGUUCCAUCUAUACUUAAAAACACAGUUCACAAAUUUUGAAGAGUGGUUCGUCUGAAUGGGAAAGAAUUCCAUGUCCCUAUAGGCUUUGAAGAGCCUGAAUAUGACAUUGAGAACAUCCAGAAGUCUUCAAAGGUUAUCCUUGUCAGACAUGCAAAUACGGUUUUCAACCUUGAACAUGACACAUUCAUUGCAGAGCACGGAUAUGCCAGGGACGUGUUAAAGAUACAGUAUGACGAGAAGCAUAGGGAUACGCCUCUUUCAGAAUUCGGCAUCCAACAAGCAAAGAAUGCUUCCAAAUAUGCCAAGGAUUUGGAUGUAGAUUUGGUACUUAUAAGUCCUCUGAAGAGAACUAUUCAGACAGCAUAUUACCUUUUAAGAAAUCAUCCGAAUAAAGAGAAGAUCAAUUACGUAAUUCACCCUGGAAUUAGAGAGCAUCUGGUAGGAGUCAGUGAAAUGACAGAUAAUUGGGAGGAUAAACUAGUAAAUGAGUACCAGAAAUAUUUCCCAAAUUUAGAUUCAUCCUUAAUGAAGACCAAAUCAGGCUACUAUAAUGAACUAUUUUAUUGAAGAGAUAUCCAACCUGAGCUUAGGUCUCAGUUUCAAGGCAAGAGUAAGCAAGAGAUCGAACAGCUCAUUAGAGCGUCUUCAGAAGAGCGGUUCCCAAAGAGUGCAGAAAUUGUAGAGGGCACAUAUGACAGGGUUCAGAAAGUAAAAUAAAUAUAUCGAAAAGCACAUCAAGAAUAGACUUCCAGAAGAUCAAUACAAGAAGGUCUUAGUGAUUACUCACUCUUUAUUACUAAAAGUAUGGCUCGGAAACUGGUCUGGUAUGGAAAGACCUUUCACAAGCUUACCAAAAGAAACAAGGCUUGUGAAAAACUGAGAAUUCGUUGCAGACACUACCUAUAAAUACUAAGAAAGCAUAAGAAAGGCCAGCUCUG